Messenger RNA from Porites lobata, 9264 nucleotides. Lineage: Eukaryota; Metazoa; Cnidaria; Anthozoa; Scleractinia; Poritidae. The record is from the annotation of a GenBank genome assembly.
AAAUAAAACUAGAAUAUAAUACGAUAUUGGACGAUGGAGACUCUGCGAAUAGUAACAACUUUGUCCCAUCUCAGAGCUUGACAUGAUGCUCUCCGGGAAACUUUUCUCAAGUAGACCAAUAUAUAAAACUAAACUGCGAAACGGAACUGAAACCAGCUUUAGGUAGAUAAAUUUACUUUUAUGAUUCUAAUUAUCGAGUAAUUUCAUUUAAAGUAAUCACCGCGUGUCUAUUUUUUAUUCUACAGUAUAUCAACACGACAGGGGCAAGAGUUUGUCUAAAGGAAUUGUAUGAGUCUAAAUAUGAUCCGCUCUCUAUACAAUACAUGGUCUUAUCAGGUGAGGAGGUUUGAUCUUGAAAAAUAAUACUUAAUAAGAAAGCACAGAGUGCAUGGCCGUAACUUAUAGAAAUAAAAAGACAAGAUAAAAUGCUAUAGAAAUGCUAUAAGUAAGACAGCCACGUGCAGCGGGCGAUUGACUCUCGCUCUCCGCGAGUGUUUUUAAAGGGAACCUCCACUUCAACGAAAAGAUAACUUUAAAUCACAGGAAAUAACUGUUACAGUCAAGUCAAUCUAAAAUAUUUUUAAAGUAAGCGUUUGUAUCCGAAAGAAAUAACUUUUAGAUUCGCCUAUUUUUGUUUUCAAAUUUUGCGGGCGUCGCCAUCUUGAAUAAUUGUGAAGUGUUACGGUUGCCCUAUUGUUAUUAAACAAAAGCUCUUUGCGUCAGAACAACAGAGCAACCGUAACACGUCACAAUUAUUCAAGAUGGACAAAUUUCGAACAAAUUUGUUCAUCAACAUAAUUUUAUUCGAUUUAAACUUAUUCUGUAGUAAGAGUGGAGGUUCCCUUUAAGAAGGGUCUGGAUGGGGGAGUACAAAUGUCAGUUGUCAGUUAAAAUUUCGGCCAUUUGUCAGCUGUCAGUUAAAUUUUAGGCUUUUUGUCAGUUGUCAGUUAAAUGGUUAUUAAUGAUUAACCAUGAAACUUAUUUCUAUAUUUUUGAUGCGAAACUUAGCUUAAAUGGCACAUAUAAUGUAAAAAAAACAUUAAAUUCGAAAACUGAUGCAACAGUACCUUAAUUUUUAUCAGUUUUGCUAUUGCAAGCAUUUCAAGUGGCCCUCGUUUUCUCAAGUCUUGUGUUGCUCUCUUCCACUCGAACGCUUUUGCUGGCCAGAGUCCAACAUUGUCAACCAUUAAGCCAAUCAAAAUUAUACCUUCAGAAUAUUGUAUACGCAUUAUGCGUGAGUCUUAAGCCUGUGAACUAAAGACAUCGAUCUCACCCAUCAAGGACAAUUUCUCACGCCUGACUCACAAAUCCGGACAAACUGUUCUUAACACAUGAUGACUUUGUGUCCUUUUUUGUGUUCUAACGAAAUCAUAUCAAAGCACGCUAAAAGUGUCGUCUUUUAAAUAGCUUCGAAAGUGCUCAAACGUCUUCUGAAACAUCUGCGGACAUUUAAUUUUCGGCAACGUUCGGAAGUCUUCGGUAAUUUAUCGGAACUCCUCGGAAGUCACUGGGACGUUUCCGGAAAUCUCGGUCAUGACAAGGUGAAAAUCUCACGCAUUUACCUCAGAAAAAGCUGGCAGGUAUAACAUUGGGACGUAGAUCGUAAGAAGACCAAGAAAACCGUCUCUGAAUUAUCUCAGUAAAAACUUGCAAUUGCCUUUGUAACGCCGUCAUUCUGAGCAGCCAUCGUAUGCUGGCGCGUUCUCAGAGAAUCGUAAAUUUGAGAUCAUAGAUCAUUUAUAACAGAUGGUACAUGACACACAUGGGUUUUACAGUAAAAUCAUUAACGAAAUAGAAAACUUAAGCGUGUUGCUGCUAAGAUUACUCCUUAAAACGCACAUUAGAUCACAUUUUCUGAUGAAAAGAGUGGAACAAUGCUAUUUAAGGCCUUAAUAACACGAUUUGUAGAGAAUAAGGGACAAUCAGGUCCUUGGUCGGUUGACAGAAAAACCCAAGGCAAAUUUCAGUAAUCAGUUAAAUUUUCGGGUAUUUGUCAGUUGUCAGUUGACCCCAUCCAUACCCUCUGAAAGAUACUCAACGGAUUUGAGGGUGAUUAAUUUUUUAACAUUUGACAACUACUUUUACACUGUGCCUGCUUAUAUGUCUGUGGGAGAUAUACAAGACAUAUCGAGAAGCUGUUAUUUUGACCUGUAUUAGUUAUUUCUUUGCUAACUUUAAAGGGGCACAGUCAACUGAUGCACAUUUACAUAAGAUACCAUUUCUUAGCUAAUUUGCAUAUCACAAGACUAGUACGUAAAACAGCAAGUGAGAAGUGCAUCCUUUGAAAUAUGUAAAAAAAAAAAAAAAACUUUGUGGAGUCGAACUUUACAAGUCAAAAUCGUAAUAUAGACACUAAGGUGUAUCAGAGCAUUCGUAUUUUUAUGUAUCAUUGAGAAUUCACCAAUGGACUUGUCCAGGGAAAGCCAAAUAUCGACAGAUACUUUUUAGAAGAAGUAGAGGUGGGAAAUGGCACAAAGUCUAAAUCAUUAAUAAUGGUUUACACGUGAUGUCCGGCGGCCAUGUUGGUGGUCAAGAACAAAAGCAAUUCUCUCCUCUGGGAACUAAACAAUAAAAAUGCUCCAUUUUAAGGUAAAUUCUUCGAGAAAAAUUCUGUUGUAUUGACCCCCAGCAUGGGUCGAAAAAGUUCGAUUUUCCAAAUAUAUGAAACCUUUCUCCAUCAAUUUCCCAAAUAUAAAUAACGAUUAUUUGCUCUGCAAUGUUUUUGAUUCGUUUCUCUUGUUAUUGGUAAGCGAAGGCGAUUUCUCCCGCUCGGCGCCUACACCAUGCCUACACGUUUUUCAUGUCCCUUUGGAUACUGUUUUUAAUAAAAUGUGAUAAAAAAAACGUUGUAAGAUGAAUACCAGUUUACUCGUCAAGAGGUUUUCAGUAAGAGAUAGAAACAUUACGCAAGAUUGAAGCGGAUGUAUCCGACGCAUUCCGUACAUUUGAUUUUGGGUUGAGGUAAACGUUUUUCAAACUGGCAAAACUAGUGUCCAGGUCCGCGCGGUCCCAUAGAAGACUGUGUCCCUUUCAAGUUACAUAACAAAUAAGAAAGCGUGAUUGGCAAUUAAUAAACUGACUUUGAAAGACAGUCAGCAAAUCAGGUUUUGCUUUGCGCAGGUGAAUAUAAAAGGUCCUUUGCACCAAAAUUAAGACCCUUAAUUUCAAUCAUUAUCGGCCAGCAAUUAUUAAGUUAGAGCUACUUGAGGAUUUUGGUUCUUCUCUGCGAAGCGACACUGGCUGAAGCGAGGACCAAAAGCCCUUUUAAAAAUAGCCAAGCUUUAUAACUUUGUCAAAAUUCGCACUGCGCUUUGAACCUGCUUGGAUGGCGCAGCGAGGAAUAAAAACGAUUUGUUUUGCCCCCCGUUUCGGAGAUCAUGAAGAAGUGCUUUUAGCGAGGAAUUUCAGUGGGAAAAUUGAUAUAAAUUGCGAGACACGUAUUUCUAGUUUACUUUAGUUUUUUUGUCGGAGAUAUUUUCAUAACCCAUGCAAAUUUUGCCUGAAAUAUUAUCUCAAAUAACUCAUCUACAGAUAUAUGCAAGCCAGGGUGGAGCUACUUUGGCGGUUACUGCUACAUCACAAGUCAGGCGUGCACUACAUGGCUGACCGCUGUAUCAAACUGUUCUACCAUGAGUUCGAGUCUCGUGACGGUCCAUAACCAAAACGAGAAUGUUUACAUCCAGCACCGCCUCAACGGCGAAAAAUCCUGGAUUGGACUCAAUGAUCGGAGCGUGGAAGGAUUAUUUGUCUGGUCUGACGGAGAAUCAAGCAGAUUUAGGUUCUGGGCUAGAAACCAACCAAAUAACUGGAAAAAUGAAGACUGUGUGCACACUCUAGGUUCCAGGCAUGGAUAUACCUGGAACGACGUACCGUGCGAUAAAUGCCACAAAUUCACUUGCUAUACGGGUAAUAUUGAUAGAAUGUUGAUAGAACCUGCCGGUAUGCAUGCAUACACAUUCAGUGAUGUUGCGUUGGUAACAUGGCUUUUAUAAAUUUAAAAUAUUUGAUUGACUGGUUCACCGGUUGAAAUUGUGAAGACAACAUCAAGUUUUUGUGUGUGUGUGUGUGUGUGUGUGUUAUAUGAUAGCAAAAUUAAAACAACAGCGGUGAUCAUUUUAGAGCAGUUCGAUUAAUAAUCUUGAAAACACUCAGUGUUCAAGGAGUGCAAUAAAUUGGCCGUUUUCCCAUUGGAAUAAGUUUCUUAGAUACACUUUUCCAUUUGACUUACUGCAAGUUGGAGCCACUGAAAUAACAGCCAAUAAGUUAAAGAUGUUAAAAGAUUAACUUAAAGUUGUUUCCAACGUAGUCCCUUCUAUAACAAAGUUCUUUGAUGUGAUUGGCUAUUAUCAGUACUCGUAAUCGCGCGAGAAUGGUAACAGUGCAUAAAAGUUCUUGAAUGGGUUAUUAAUUUUUACGCAGGGGCGGAUCUAGGGAGAGGGUGCAGGGGUUGCGCACCCUCCUCCCCCCUGAGAUUACCUGCGGUUUUCUAAUACAACUGGUAUUCUGCAAAAAAAAACUAUGUGGUUUAUUGGUGUUGAAGUAGAGCAAGAGACGAGUGCACCCCCUCCUAAAAAAAUCCUGGAUCCGCCCUGGUUGCGUCUGGGCGAAAAAUCUCCAAGGGGGGAUCUUGUGUUUGAAUGAAUUAAAGCUUGAAAUUAUCACUUUUUUUCUCAAUUCGUGUCAUCCAUAUCGGUCUAUUAUCCUACUUCGUAUUAGGCAAAUCGCUGGCCCCGUGAGUACUCGUCCGAUUUUCAUACAUGCAUUAAUCAGUCGAAUAUUUGUAAACCAAAUUGGACUCCACGGUUAUAUUGCCAUUAUUAGAAUGCACUCAGUCCGACGUACGACGUUAAUUUUUUUGUCGUCUAUGCUAAAUUAGCUAGUAGAUUUGCUCAUGUUCAUACCUUCCCAUCAAUAAAAUUUGUUUACGGGGGUUGAUUUUGCACUCACUUAUAGUAAAUACAUUUAUUUUUAUCUACCUUUAUGAAUUUGGUGUUUAUUUCGCAUAUUCUUUAAACUUUGAUGAAUGUAUUUCUGAUUUAAAUGACUGCGACGUCAAUGCUGUUUGCCAAAAUACCGCGGGCUCAUACACCUGCACGUGCAAAACCGGAUAUACAGGAAACGGACGAACCUGUGAUGGUAAGAAGGGAAACUUAGCACUGAACGCCAUUUAGAAACACACUGAAAAUUCUCAACGCUUCGAAACCAUUAGCAAACUGCGUAAUUUGUGAAAAUUGAUCGUAGUAAUUAGUGUCAAAAAGCAGAGAAAAAAACAAAAUGGGACGAAUAUCGAACUCAGAUCUAGUUUAAUUUGAACGCCAAUUUUUUUUGGAAUUUGUCACGAAAAAUGACGACGCUUUCAUCCGUGCAGUUUUGAACAUUUCCUGGCUUAACUACUUUUUAAAUUCUAUCUUAAGGUCAUUAUUAAAAGUUCUUUAUCUGUUGUGUUUAUGACCUCUUUAGACUUAAACGAGUGUUCAAGUAACUCUGAUGACUGUGAUGUCAAUGCAAUAUGUCACAAUACCGUUGGGUCCUACACAUGUACCUGCAAACCUGGAUAUAUAGGAGAUGGACGAACUUGUCAUAUACGUCCUGGUAAGAUAAAUCAACUGGAUCAUGUAUAAGAAAAUCCUGGAUGUUAAGUAUAAAUUAUUAUUUCGUCUUAACUGAAAAGUGGGUUGGGGCGAUUUGAGGGCAGCAGUUAAUCUUGGGAUUUAAGUAUAUUAUAGCGGAGCUCGCGCGCGCGAAGCGUGCGCAGCACAGCGCCAACACCGCGGCAAAACGCAAUGCGCAUGAGCACAAAAUUUGACAUCCGGUCAGCUUUUUAUUUCCGGUCUAGUAUAUAAACCGAUUGCGUAAGCAUAACAUUGCCGUCGCACCAAGUUUAAAAGCAAAAAGGAAGAAACAGACAAAAAAAGGGGACGAAAAACUUCACUUCAUUCGAAAGUUUAAUAUUUUUCUAGCGUCAAACUUUUGCACCACGUGGUUAUCUGUCUGCACCAACGGUGAAAAUGAUGUUUGAAGUUUGCAGGUCGCGAGCGCUCGACAAGACGAAUUUGUUUUUACUGGCUUUCUUGCAUGCUACUGGUUUGGCAUAACUUAAUUUGGGAGAAGGCGACAACUACGAAAAGAAUAACAAUACUUAUGAAAGAAACCAAAAUAAAGACGUCAUCAUUAUCAUUAACACUAAAACCAGGAAAUAAAAUUCUAGUCCGUUUAAUAAUUUUUUUUAGUAUCAGAGAAAACAAGAACUCAAAACAAAAGAUGGGCAGGAUUUAAUAAGAACUUCGACUUUGAUGACUGCAGUCACGAACAGCCGGAGUUUUCAGUGCCGGGAAACUAAACAUGCCUAUAAAUGACUUUCAUUCAAGAAAAUGCCUAUUUAAUUCUUUUACAUGGUUGUUCUUAGGUUGAAGACUUCAACAAUUACAGACUUUACGGAUGGGCUGCAUCUCAUGUAAACACGAAACUUCCAGCUGCUAAAUACAUGGCAUGAAAAUUUCGACUUCUAAAAGCCAUCGAACCAGCUUUCGCUCUCUGAUUCUGAAAAUGAAAAAAAUUAAUAGAGUUGUCAACUUGCUGCCAUCCUCAACAGUAUAAUUAAGCUUAUGUUUCACGGCAAUCAACUCAGAAGAGUUCCGUUUCAAACCACGGUAAAACUCACUGGUAAACAAAACUACAAAGCGAUUAUGUGUCGUCGUAUUCCAAAUAAAGCUCGAAUCGGCUUUAAGACAUGAAGACUGAGAAACUGAAGAACUGAAAAUUAGAACUACAAAACACCAAAUUGCAAUGAUAGCUUUUUAUGUCUUAGUUUCAGCCAGGUUAUAAAGUGAAAAAUAACAGUCAAAAACUUUGUUUUCGUGAAUGAAAAUCAGUUUACCUGACGCUCUAGCCAAAACUACACACUGAGUUAUUAUCAUCUUACCUUUUGUGAAUCUAAUGGACUAAUCGUUUCAGUGAUCUGUGCCUGGUUAUCCAUAAAAGCAAUUGCAAUAACCACAAAAUAGUCAAAAACACGAGCAGCAUGAAGCAAAACACAGGGGCACCCAACGUUAAUUCUGGGAAAAUAUCUGUUCGGAAGACGAUUUGAGAUCUAGAAUUUUCGGAACGUUUGUUGUAAAAUUUCUUGCUCGCCUGCCUCUCCUAGGAUUUUCGAACAUCUGAAAAAUGGUAUAAUUGCCCAUUUUCACGGAUUUUUACCCUAAAAAGGUCACCUAGAAUUCUCGGGAGCCUUUUUUUCUGGCAGAAAUUUUCGAAAAGGUAAGUUUUGAUCCCUAUAAUUUUCGGAUCACUAGACUUUCAGCUAGGAAAUCCGAACAGAUGAAAAAUUUUUAGUGGAUGAAAAUAUGCCUGUAUCUACCGUUUUUAAACGGUAGAUAGAUUUAAACUAUGCUAUGUUUAAGUAGUUUUGAACUAUAUUCUCGUUGGGUGCCCCUGAGAACAACUGAACCGCAAGCUGCACACAGAAUGAAGCCGACUUUGAUCUGACUGGAAAGUGUGACCGAAAAAUAGACCAGAAAUGCUCAACCUGGCGCAUGCGUAGACGUUUUGCCGCGGUGUUAACAGCGCCAAGGAUAGUUAACAAUGGCAACUUACGGAUGCGAGAAAUUUGGUGAUGGCAUGACCUACCGUUUGUCCGUCCCCUACAUAUGAGCCAAUGUAUAAAAUGUCACACUAAAAUGGCAAUACUCUGUCAUUUAUAUACGUAAUACAUGUGAAGGUAAAUUGACAGUUGUCAUAAACAAGCAUCCGCUGGCAAAUAUCACAUGUCAUUAUCGAAGAUCUAUCCAUUCGUUUCUAAAGGUAGGCCGAUGUUAAAUGUCACGCUUACCGACAUUAGCUCAGGCCUUCUCGAUUUGUAUUGGCAGCGAUGGGAACUUUUCUCUCUCGCUCGUUGUUUAUUAUUUUAUUUGUUUGUAGACCAUUAUUGCGGGCGACAAGAGGAGCCUGCAGACUAUUCUUGGUCUUGAGGGCAAAACAAUAUUCAUUGAGGAGUAUAGUACAGCAUGGUUCCCAAUCAAUGGAUGACAAAAAUAUACCAAGCAUCUAUCAAAUAUCACAAUACGAUAUAUCUAUUCGGCGAUACCAAUCAGUGUGACCCAGUUGAAAAGAGCUCACAAAUCCUCUACAAUUAUCUUGAAUCUGAAACCAUAAAAAAAAAAAAAUGCCCAGACAGAGUAAAAUUGGAAUACAUAGAGGGCUGUUCACGGUAUGAUACAAAAACACGUGAUACACUGCGCAAAUUCCUGAAAAUCUGAAAAGUACAGCCUAAUUUUCCUGCUAUUGGUAAAUACUAUAGGAACAUAUAUUGUAUCUCAACAAAACGAGGAAAAUUGCCAUAUUAUUAAAUACAAUACAUUGUCAUUAUCAGCAGCUUCUUGGUCGUUUACAACGAAUGGACAAGGGCGUUACGGCAGCAUUCAGACUUUCACAGUGCCAAAAACCACUCGCUAUCGAAUCAGAGCCUGGGGAGCUCGAGGAGGAACGCACUCCACAAACUAUGGAAGUUAUCCCGGAACUUACUACGGUGGAAAAGGCGCAUACAAAGAGGGCACGUUUACCUUGAAUAAAGGAACUGUACUAAAUAUUGUGGUGGGACAAAGAGGAGGAGAUUCAGUGGAGGUAAAAGGAGGACGGUCCACUACCUUGACAGCUGCUCAGCUGGGACUGUCUGUAGAGGACAAUGCUGGUACCGGGGGAGGCGGAGGGAGCUUUGUUUAUACAACACGUAACGUGCUUUUGUUAGCUGCCGGAGGGGGAGGGGGUGCAUCUAGUGGGGAUAACGGGGUGGAUGGUCAGUCGGGCACUAGCGGCACCAGUAGCGUUGGAAAAGAUUUUCGUCAGGUUCGUAGAGGAGGAUCUGGAGGGAGUCCUGGUCAGUGUAACAGUGUAGGCGCUAGUUACCAUGGGGGAGUGGGUGCGGGAUGGUCAGGCCAAGGUUGUUCCAGGGCCGGGUCCGAACAUGGUGAAAGAGGCGGCUCACGUGCUCAGGGCUGGGUAGGUGGACGUGCUGGAAUGAUGAAUAGUGGCAACAACGGAGGGCCUCCCCCUGGGGCUGUAGGAGGGUUUGGCGGUGGUGGAGGAGGAUCGGAAGAUAAUGGUGCCUCAGGAGGAGGUGGGGGGUACUCUGGGGGAGGUAGCGGAACACACCCAAACCAAGCAGGCGGGGGAGGGGGCUCUUACUGUAGUGGCUCGAAUUGUUCAGGCGUGAGUGGAGGUAACUCAAAUGACAACGGACUUGUAAAAAUCGUGGAAUUGUCUGUCUAA